Molecule: messenger RNA, 6390 nt
Organism: Malassezia sympodialis ATCC 42132
Lineage: Eukaryota; Fungi; Basidiomycota; Malasseziomycetes; Malasseziales; Malasseziaceae
Exons: 2
Coding region: 1-6390 (2129 amino acids)
Biological process (GO): maintenance of protein location in cell cortex; microtubule cytoskeleton organization
Cellular component (GO): cell cortex; mitochondrion
Molecular function (GO): phospholipid binding; tubulin binding
Source: RefSeq, a predicted model, not a curated record
AUGGCGACGCCAAUCCAUGAGCUCGAAGCGGGUCUUGAUGCGGUGAAGGAACAAACCUACGCCGCGGGGCUCCUUGGUCAGGGCUUGCUUGAGCACCAGCGUAUGCUGGAGGCUUUACUAGAAGAGCUGAAUGAUCCAAGUCGUGCAGAUGAAUCUUCAGAGGUUGCCGAGCGCGUGCAAGCUGAACUGCACGACCUGCAAGAGCAGCGCGACCGGCUGUUCCAGGAGAUCAGCUCGAGUCUAGCCAUCAGUGGCCCUCCCGCUGGACCGAAGCGAGCGUCACUAUCGCGUCAUAUUCCAUUUUCGUUCUCGCCAAGCCCCUCGUUCAAGAGCCGCGACGAGCUUGACCGCCUGCGCCAAAGCAAGGCGGACGCAGAAAAACUGUAUGAGGCUAUGCGCGCACGGGUACUGGAGCUCGAAAAGAAGCACGAAGUAUUCAAGCAGGAAAACUGGGACCUCUACGUGAUGCAGCAGCAGCUGGAGGAGAAGCUUGCCUCGCGGUCUAGCGCGCAGUCCAAAGCCGAUCUCGAGCGCCAGCGAUUGCACGAAGAGCUGGACCAGGUGCGCGAGGCCCUCGAGGCGCAGCGCACACAGUUCGAGGAAAAUGAAGAAGUCCUCCGUCGCCUCCGCAAGGAGCGUGAGACUGAAGAGGCAUCAGCCCGUCGUGAGCGCGCGCGCUUCCGCCGCAACAUCUCGGACCUGCACGGGCAGAUCAAGCAACUGCAGCACCGAGACGCACCUUCGAGUGCGCCGCGUAUGGAGCCCACGGUCUUGGAGGACGAAGAUGCCCAGCCCCAAGCAUCGACUGAGCACAAUGUCAUGGAAGAGAGUGACGAUGCAGCGCUCCACGGCGCGGACGAGCCAGGUGUGACGUGGCCCGUCUCCACGGGUUCGUCUGAAGUCGACGAGCUGCGUGCCAAGCUUUCUAUGGCCAUCAAGCGUAUGGGACGCGAUAGUCAAGUGCAGCGAAAGUUGCGCGAGCAAAUCAGUGACCUGCGCAAGGCCCUCGCGCAGGCAGGGCUGGAGGGUCCCGAUGCUGAGACAGACGACGAGAAUGACUCGCCCGCUUUUGACGAGGACGAGGAUAGCCGCGCCUGGAUGGAUGAGCCGCCAGAGAAGCCCGUGCCCCGCCACCGGUUCCGCGCGGCCAAGGGGUCGCGACCGCGCGUUGUAUCAUUAGAGUCGACUCGGUCGCUCGCGGGCCCUGCCGGGGAGUGGGUGGACGCCUCAAUGGGCGACGAGAGCGUCAUUGUUAAAGAGCCAGUCCUUGAUCCAACUAUGGCGAGCCUGCUUGGAUCGUCGCCAUCGAUGCCGGCUGGCGCGCCUGUCGAGGCGCCGAGCGGCGGGUUGGGCGCGGAACUUGCAGCAGAAGGCUACAGUGUGCGACCCGAGAUGAUGGAGGAGGUGGAGACGGACGCGGUGGCCGCGGCCCUCGCACAGGCUCGCACAGAGCGUGACGCUGAGCGUGCCGAGUUGCAGAGCCAGCAUGAGGCUGCGAUCGCCGAGCUCGAGCGCCAGCACCGGGAAGCACUGGAUGCCUCGCAAGCGGAGCAUGCGCAGAAGCUAGACGUGCAAUCGGUGCAACACCGCGAGGCUCUUGAGUCGCUACAGCGUGAGCACCAGACGCGUUUAGAUGGACUGCGGGCAGAGCACGACCAGGUGCUUGCGCAGCGGUCGACAGAACACUCCCACAUCCUCGAUAUGCUGCGUGCAGAGCAUGCCAAGGCCAUGGCCGCAGCGCAGGAUCAGCACAAGUCUGAUCUGCAGUCGGUGGAAGAGAGCCACGCGCGUGCAUUGCAGGAGGCGUCUUUGAGUGAAAAGCAGGCGCACGAGAGGCUGGAGCGCACGCACCGUGAGGAACUGUCGAGGCAAAGCACUGCGCAUACUGAAGCGCUUGCAGCUCUGGAAGCGCAGCACGAGCGGGCGCUCGCAGAGCAAGACCAGGCGCAUACAGCUGCUAUGGAGGGUCUGCGCCGUGAGCACGAUGCAGCGCUAGAGAAGCAGGCAUCGGAGCAGGCCGAUGCACUGCAGGCACUGGAAGCGAAGCAUGCAACUGAGCUGGAAGCACACCGAGGCGACAAGGCCGACGCGUUGAAGGCACUCGAGGCACGACAUGCGGACGAAACGACGGCCCAAGCCGCAGAGCACGCCAAGGCCCUCGAGGCCCUCGAGAAACAGACGCUCACGGCCAAGAAAGACGAGCACGCGCGCGAUGUGCAAGAGCUCCAGGCGACACAUGCGCAGCAGUGGGCUGAGCACGAGCGCCAGAAGGCCGAGGCUGUGGCCGCUCUAGAGGCUGAGUACGACAUGAAGCUGGAGCAGUUCCAGGAUCGUCAUGCCAAGGCCGUGGCAGCGCUAGAGAAAAAGCAUGCAAUGGUGCUGGGCGAGCGGCAGGACGAGCAUGCAAAGGAGCGUAGCGCAUGGGAGGCCCAGCGUGCCGAGCGUGACGAGCAGCUGCGUGCGCUGGAGAAGACGCAGGCUGCCGAGCUCGCGUCACAGGCGCAAGCGCACCGAGAGGCGGUGGACGCGCUGGAGCAGAAGCAUGCCACGGCCCUAGCCACGAUGCAAGCGGAGCACGAGGCGCUUCUUGAGGAGCGUGCCGCUGAGCACGCCCAGGCGCUCGAGGCCUGGAAGACGCGGCAUGCCGAUGCGCAAAAGGCGCAUGAAGAGACUCUAGCGCAGCUGCGAGAGGAGCUCAAUGCAAAGAGGGUGGCGCAUGCUGAGGCUCUCGAGAAGCUGCAGCAGUUCACGGACGAGCAUGCACGUCAAGUCGAGUCUCUAAGCCAGGCGCACUUAGCGGAGCUGGAGCGCCGGGACACGGAGCUAGCGUCAAUGCGCGAGGCGCAUGCAGCCGAGCAGAAAAAGGCGAUUGAGGCGCUCAAGACCGAGCACAAGAGUGCGGUCACAAACCUGAUUGUGAAGCAUGAGAACAAGAUUGCUGCGGCGCGCAGCGAGCAACUCAACACGGCAUCCACAACGAUUGGGCAGCUGCAAUCACGGCAAGACGCGCUUCGUAAGGAGCAUGCAGCUGCGCUGGAAGCCCAGGAGCGCACACAUGCUGAGACGUUGGAGCGGCUGCAGACCGAGCACGAUGCGGCACUGGAGGCGCUGCGUGCAGAGCAUGCUAGCGAACAAGAACGCGCGCAGCGUGCGUACGAGGACCAGUUGGACCAAGCGCGUGCCGAGUGGGUGGCUCGCAUCUCGCAGCUGGAGACGGCACUGGCUGAAGCCAAGGGGAACGUGCAACGUGUGCAGCAAGAGCACGCUGAGGCUAUCGAGGCUGUCGAGAGGAAGCAUGCCGAGGUGCUAGAUGCCGAGCGUACGCAGCACAGUGCGGCGCUAACAGCCGCGCAAGAAGAGCGCGAGGCAGCUGUGGCGGUUGCUGAACAGGCGCACCGCGACAUGCUUGCUUCUCAGCAGGCUGAGCAUAGCAAAGCUCUCUCUACCGAGCGGGCUGAUGCGCAGAUGCGCCAUGAAGGUGUGCUUGCUCAGCACGAGCAGGUGCUGAAGGCUGCGAAGGAGGAGCGCGAGGCUGCUCUGGCCGAGGCGCAGGCGCAGUACGAAAAGACCCUACAAUCGUACCAGUCAGAGCGUGAGGUUGCCCUGGCAGAGGCCCAGGCGCAGCACGACCAAGCGCUUGAGGCUGCGAAACAGGAGCGCGAGGCUGCCCUGGCAGAGGCUAAGGCACAACACGAUCAAGCGCUUAAAGCUGCCAAGGAGGAGCACGAACUCGCUCUCAGGACUGUCAAGGAGGAGCGCGAGACUGCCCUGGCCGAGGUGCAAGCGCAACAUGACCAAGCAAUUGAGGCUGCGAAGCAGGAGCGCGAGGCUGCCCUGGCUAAGGCGCAGGCGCAGUAUGAGAAGACCCUACAAUCGCACCAGUCGGAGCGUGAGGCUGCCAUGGCCGAGGUCCAGGCGCAGCACAACCAAGCGCUUGAGGCUGCGAAGGAGGAGCGCGAGGCUGCCUUGGCCGAGGCGCAAGCGAAGCACGACCAAGCGCUUGAGGCUGUGAAGCAGGAGCGCGAGGCUGCCUUGGCCGAGGCGCAGGCGCAGUAUGAGAAGACCCUACAAUCGCACCAGUCGGAGCGCGAGACUGUCUUGGCCGAAGCUCGGGCGCAGUACGAAAAGACCCUACAGUCGCACCAGUCGGAGCGCGAGGCUGCCUUGUCUGAGGCUAAUGCACAACAAGAUCAAGCGCUUAAGGCUGCCAAGGAAGAGCACGAACACGCUCUUAGGACUGUCAAGGAGGAGCGCGAGGCUGCCCUGGCCGAGGCGCAAGCGUUGCACGAGCAGGCGCUUGAGGCUGCGAAGCAGGAGCGCGAGAAAGUCUUUGCCGAGGUCCAGGCGCAGUACGAGAAGACCUUACAAUCGCAUCAUUCAGAGCGUGAGACUGCCUUGGCUGAGGCUAAGGCACAACACGAUCAAGCGCUUAAGGCUGCCAAGGAGGAGCACGAACACACUCUUAGGACUGUCAAGGAGGAGCGCGAGGCUGCCCUGGCUGAGGCCCAGACGCAAUAUGAAAAAACUCUUCAAUCGCAUCAGUCAGAGCGUGAAGCUGCCAUGGCCGAAGCUCAGGCACAGCACAAGACUUUGCAAGACGCACACGAACAGGCACUUGCGGCCGAACGCGAACGGCACUCCAACGCUAUCGCAGCUGUCCAGGCUGAGGCAGAGGCCCAGCGCUCCACAUGGGAGGCCGCACAUGUCGGUGGCCACACCCCGUCCUCCGAACUUAUUGCCGAGAAGGAGGCGGCCAAGACGCGCCUCGAGGCGCUGGCGCGCGAGCUGGCAGAGGCUAAGGAGGCACACGGCGCACUUGAACGUGCGCUAGCCACAGCAGCGUCGGCGCAUGCAGAGGAACUAGCAGCACUUCACGCGAAGCAUGCGACUGCGUGGGAGGCCGCAGAGCGAGCGCAUGUGGAGCGGCGCGAGGCCUUGCACGAUGCGGAAGGGCGACUGCAGAUCCUUACGGCCAAGGUGGCCGAUGCGCAGAGCGCACUCAACGAGAUGCGCACGGAGGCGGCCGAGCACCGCGCCGCUGCGGAACAGGCGCGUGCGGAACGCGACCGGACGCAGGAGUAUGGGGAGCGCUAUGCCGAGCAGAUGGCUCGCCAGGCGGCGGAGGACCACACGAACCACUAUGUGGCCAUCACCGCGGAGCUGCGCAAACAGCUUGCGCUGAAGGAUGCAGAGAUGGCAGCGAUGGUGCGCACAAAGCAGCACGAUGUGCGCGAGCCGCUCAUGGCCGAGCUUAUUGCCGCCCAUGAGGAGCGCGAUGCGCUGCAGGCGCGUGUGGCCGAGCUGCAAGACGAGCUUGCCAAGGCGCGUGCGCCUGAAGCCCCAGCAACGCCACCGCGGUCUGUGCCGCUCGCUCCGGCGAUGUCGUGGACGGGCAGUGCAGAGGCACCUUUGGCGCAUUCACCUUCGCUGACGACGACGACGCUGGGCACGUACGCGUCCCCACCGCGCUCGACGCGUCGUGGUCCAAUGUCAGUGCGCUCGGACGCUUUGACCGACGACCAUGGCGAAGUGGAUGUGCCAGCGUGGGUGGGUGCCUUGGCGGCGCCGGUGGCGCUGCCAAGGCACAUGGAAAACAUUGAGCCCGAGGUUGCUAAUGCCAUCAUUGAGUGUAUGCGGGGCGAGUGGCUGUACAAAUAUGCGCCGCACUUCUUGUCGGCCGUGGAGCGGCGGCACCGGCGCUUCUUCUUUAUCAACCCGUUCAACCGUACGAUCCAGUGGACGACCGAGGAGCCGCGUCGAACGGCUGGCCAUGUGGCCAAGGCGAAGAAUGCGUUUAUUGACGAGGUGGCGCUUAUGGACGACCACAACGCGCAUCCUGCGGGCCUGUACAACCAGACAAUGGUUAUCCGCUCCGGGCAUAAGGAGCUCAAGAUCACGGCGCCGGACAAGGCACGCCACCGCGUUUGGUGCACGGCGCUGGGCUACUUGCUGCAGUCGAACGAUUCGCCUGUGGUAACGGCGGGCAGCGGCAGCAGCAAGGUAUCGAUCCCGCUGGAAAUGGGCGGCCGAAGCACUGGCAUGUUGAGUGGGCCUGCAGCGCGCCUGCAGCGCUCGUUUUCGACGCUUACCUCGACGCGCAGGGACGGAACAUCGCGCAAGAGCCAGUUCGCAGUGCUGAGCGCAGGGUCUGACCAGGCGCCUGCUCAAGCACGAGCGGAGGGCCCCCGUUCGUCGCGCCGGAGCAACCCGGACAAGCGCGUGCUGAGCGGGAGUGGCUCUGCACCGACCGUGCCUGCUGCGGGCAUUUCAGGCCCGAUGAAUGCGGCUGAUGCGGCCAUUCACCAGCUGCCACCUGCACCACACAUGCAAUCCACGCUGUCGACCGUGUCGUCGCGCACGAGCGCGCGCAGGUCAUGGUGGUUGGCGUGA